This is a messenger RNA of Eutrema salsugineum, 1507 nucleotides long. Its product is annotated as protein SUPPRESSOR OF FRI 4. Gene Ontology annotation, cellular component: nucleus. Gene Ontology annotation, molecular function: DNA binding. NCBI's taxonomy places the organism in Eukaryota, Viridiplantae, Streptophyta, Magnoliopsida, Brassicales, Brassicaceae. The record is from RefSeq and is a predicted model, not a curated record. The transcript is spliced from 7 exons. Bases 175 to 1254 code for a protein of 359 amino acids.
UCUGGAGAGAUCGCAGAAGAAAUUGAGAAAACGCUUUGUGCGAAUACAAAAAACCCUAGCAAGCGGAAGGAGACAAAGAACGAGAAUUGGAGAGGGAAAGUUUUCAAUAGAUUUUUGAGAGACUUACGCUGAUCAAUCGUGAAUUAAACACAGAGUGAGGAGAAAGGUCUAGUGAUGGGGAAGAAGAAGAAGAGAGCGACGGAGAAGGUUUGGUGCUAUUACUGCGACAGAGAGUUCGACGACGAGAAGAUUCUUGUGCAGCACCAGAAAGCCAAACACUUCAAAUGCCAUGUCUGCCACAAGAAGCUGUCUACAGCUAGCGGCAUGGUGAUUCAUGUCCUCCAGGUUCAUAAAGAGAAUGUUACAAAGGUUCCUAAUGCUAAGGAUGGUCGAGAUUCAACUGAUAUUGAAAUAUACGGAAUGCAAGGGAUUCCACCCGAUGUCUUGGCUGCUCACUACGGAGAAGAUGAGGAAGAAUCUCCAGCCAAAGUUGCAAAAAUUGAAAUUCCUUCCGCCCCUCUUGGUGGUGCAGUUCCUAGACCAUAUGGAAUGGUAUAUCAACCUCAACAAGUACCUGGUGCUGUGCGACCUAUGUAUUAUCCCGGUGCUCCUAUGCGUCCUCCUGGUCCUGGAUGGCCUAUGCCUCCUCCCCGUCCACAACAAUGGUAUCCACAAAAUCCUGCAGUUCCUCCAGCUGCCCAUGUAGGCUAUCGACCACAACCACUUUUUCCUGUUCAUGGUAUGGGGAUGACUAUGCCAACGUCAUCUCCUGUAGUCAGUGGAGUUACUCCUCCUGGAAUUCCUUCAUCAUCACCUGCAAUGUCGGUUCCUCAACCUCUGUUCCCUGUUGUGAAUAGCAGCACUCCUUCUCAACCUUCACCAUUUUCUGCUUCUCUUCCCGUUGGCGUGGCUCAGCAACCGUCUCCUGCGGAUGCCACCGUAGGAUCAGUUAAUGCAUAUCCGCCUAACAAUUCUUUUCCAGCGGGUGGGACGCAUACUCAUUCGUAUGCCUCUGGUCCAAACACCAGCGUUCCUUCAAUUGGUCCACCUCCUGUAAUUGCAAAUAAAGCUCCUAGCUCUCAGCCUAAUGAGGUCUAUCUUGUAUGGGAUGAUGAAGCGAUGUCUAUGGAGGAAAGAAGAAUGUCCUUACCGAAAUACAAGGUGCAUGAUGAAACCAGCCAGAUGAACUCGAUAAAUGCAGCCAUAGACAGACGAAUCUCAGAGAGUAGGCUCGCUGGGCGGAUGGCAUUUUAGAGUUUGGCACGGCACCAAACGUGUCUCGAAGAAAGCUUUCAAGAAUCAUCUAUAAGAUAGGCGAUGAUGAUGAUGAUGAGCUUUUGUUCCAACUCUUCACUCACAUUUAUUCAGAUUUUCAGAAACUGCAUUUGUGAUCUGAUUUUGAGUCAUUAAUAUCUAUCUGUUGUAAUAUUUAGCCAGGUGAGUUAGUUACCCAUUGCAUUAUUUUUGAGACCUCAGGGAUGCUUUUCAAAAGCUUAGUUUUUUUUUU